Cinara cedri is the source of this 6524-nucleotide messenger RNA. The record is from the annotation of a GenBank genome assembly. NCBI's taxonomy places the organism in Eukaryota, Metazoa, Arthropoda, Insecta, Hemiptera, Aphididae.
CAUGCGUCCUGUUAAACUCCUAGUCUAGGUUCAAAUGUCUGUAUCCGGCUAGCGACGACCGAUUUGCCUCGUAUAUAAACCGGUCAAACAUCUCUCAAUUAUCAUUUUCCGUUUGCGCGAUUCAAAGCGGACAGUCGUCGUUAUAGCAGUCCACCACCAUCACCGUCACAAUAAUAUUAUCCUCACACACGCACACAUACACACACACACAGUCAUUCAAAUUGUCUCUGCAAAAAUGCCUUUGCCAAGAAUCGCCGUGGUCGUCGUACCGUUCGUAAUUUUUCUAGUCCUGACGACUCCGGACUAUGUCUCUGUAAGUAUACACUCGUAUACAUUAAAUAAUUUGUAGCCAUAUAGUAAAUAAAUUUUUAGUAGGUAGGUACCUCCGUAUUCAUAAAUGGGAAAUAUUACUUACCGAAAUACCAAAAAGUUUCUUUUUUUUUUAAUCAAAAAAAGUAGCGCAAUAUUUUUAAGAAAACGAUUUUUUUAGAGUCCUGUAGCUAUACAAAAAAGUACUCGUACUAAUAACGGGUGUUCCACUCUCGUAGGUGUGAAGUUGCACAAAUAGAAAACAUUAAGUUAUUUAAUUUAUAUUCUUAAGUAACGAUAAAAUAUUGCUAACGAAAACGAUUCGGGGAAAAGUUCGGUUAUACAUUUUUUGAAAGGCCGUAAUAUUUACAAUUUUCGUUAAAAUUUGAUAGGUAUUGAUACAUUGUUAUGAAAAGUAAAAAAAAAUACUGUAAUAAACUCAAUUUAUUAUUAUUUUUUUUUUUUACUACAAAGUGCGACUUAUACUCAUAAUUUUUUUUUUUUUUUAUGUUUUUAGGCUCGUUUUACAACAGUCCAAAUUGAAGCACUCGGAAGAGCCUGUCAUGCGUCCGCAGGUAAAAAUUUUUAAAAAUAUACAUAUAUUGCAACGAUCGUAAUAUACAGAAUGAAACAAUCUAUCGUAAGACACUCGCUAUCUCGAAAAGUAUUAACGUUUUUCGGAAUUUGUUUUAUAGAACAUUUAAAAAAAAAUAAGAUCUACAAUUUUACAUUUAUUUUAUUUUUUGUCAUCCUAAUUUUCGUAAUAAAACCACUAUCUACUUUAGAUUUUCAAAGGGUAAUCCAAGUUAAAAAUUCCAUUAAUAGAUGGAGUAUAAGUUUAAAAUAAAUUUUAGUGUUGAUAAUUUUGAUUUCCAUCAAUCCAUGAACGAGAUAUUCCACUUUUAAAUUUGGGUCAAAGGAAAGUAGUGGUGCAUUAAUAAAACGGAAUGAAAAUUUUAAUAUAAGUUGCCAUUUAAAUAUCAAAAGUAUGUAGGUAGUGGUUUCACCCCUAAAAAUAAGGGUGUCAAAAAAAUGACAUAAAUUUAAAAUUGUAGAGCUGCUUUUUUUAAAAUUUUCUAUACAUCAAAUCCCGAAAAAUGUUAAUACUUUCUGAAAUGAUGAAUGUCCUACAAUAGAUUGAUCAUUCUGUGUAAUUUUUUAUAUUGUGUUUAAUAUCAUCUACUAGCGUCGAUGUAGAUGGACAACUAUUAGCAAUCCAUCGUAUUUUACCAUUUUUUUUUCGUUCUCAAACGCCUGGUCAAAUUUUCUUUCUAACUACGUAAAGGGAUUUUCGAAACGAAAUAAUAAUUAUUAUACACUUUUUCUUUAAUUCUUGUUUCUCUAUUGAACAGAAAAUAGUACAAACUGGUCUGAAAAAAGUUUAAAACAGCUGCAAACGCUAUAAUAUAUCUCUUUCGAAAAAUAACAUAUAGUGGAACCUUAAUAAGCCGAAAACCUUAGUAAGUGGCAAUAAAUGCCAUUCUCUUGCUUAAACCUUGAUUACCAGAAAGAAAAACUAUAGAUAACUCGAAUAUUCUAUAUUCCGAAUAUAUAUGGAUAAUCAGAUAAUUUUUUAAUUUAAUUUUUCUAAUUGGCUUGUGUGUCCCAUAUUUUAACCUAAUCUUGUAUAUAUAUGCGUUUAUAUACAUAGUAAUCAACUAAUGUGGACCAUAAACUAUACUCUGCUCUAAAUAUAGUAGAAAAUACUAUUGAUAAUAGCAUGUACUCUCAAAUUCUAAAUCAAAGUAAGAUAGCAAAUGUAAAGUUGCAUUGUAAUGUUGCAACACUAUAAUAUAUAUGUUUUUUAUUUUUAGUAAUUUGUUUUGUUUAUAUUAAUUUGGUAUUUACUCACAUUUUCAUCAUACAUUUUUAGUAACACAAUUUUAAAAUAAUAAUAAUAACAAUACACAUUGUAAUUAUACGUACAAUGUACAUCAUAUACUAUAAAAUAAUUAAAAACUAUAAUACGAACACGACACCUUAGUAAGUCGAACAAAUUUCAUUUCCCUUGAAUAUCGACUUAUCAAGGUUCCACUGUAUUAUCAUUACGUAGUACUGCAAAGUAUUAUUUUGUUCCUUCUACUUGAUUCAACUUAUUGUAAAUGUAGGUAAAAUAAAAAUUAUGUUUCAGUUUUUAUUCAGUAAAUUGUUCGUCCAAAAUACAACAAUAUAAUUUUAUAUGUAUAUUAUUGUAAUUAAAUGUAUUUUAAAAGUUCUCGAGUUAAUAAUACGAGUAUAUAUAAAUGGCACAAAGAAAAAUCUAGAAAACACGUUUAUAAUCACAAAACGUACAAAUUCCUUUUUUAAAAUUAAAAAUUUUGGAUUAGGUUAAAUGUCAAACUUUGAAACAUAGUUAACGGAAUUAAAUUAUGGUUGAAACGCAUAAUAACAAUUGAAUUGAAAUAUCACAGAAAAUUGUCUAUAUUUUAUAAAAAGUGGCUUUUCUGGAUUUUACCCACUAUCCUUCAUAUUUUAUAAUAAUAUCGCGUGUAUUAGCUAAUCCAUAAAAUACGUGCCAUAGAAAAAAAAUUAGUAAAAUUUAAAUUUAAAAAAAAAAACUGCUAUUUAUCUCUAUAGAUUACUGAUAGAUAUACCGAUUACAGUUUGGAAUAAAUCGAAAAUAUUAUAUUUUUUUUCAGCUGACCUCGCUGUGGCGAAAGCUUAUCAAGUUCCUACCACACAAUCUGGAAAGGUGAUUUGUACUUAUAUAAUUAUAUUACAAUAUAUAUUUUAUUUUUCUAUUGCCACGGCGCAAAAUAACUGAGUCAAAUAUUAUAGUUUUAAUUUGUAAUAAAAAUAUGUUUUAUAUAUCCUUUAAAAUCGUUUCAGAUUCGUUUCUGAAACAUUAUAAUAAAAUGUAUUAUGAAUGCCUAAUAAAAUACAAAUACGAGCAAUACAAGAUUAUCAUUUACUUAAAAAUAAAAUCUUAAAUUUUUUAUUCUGAGCAAAGCGAUAAAUGUAUUGGUUUUACUAUAAGUGCGAUUUUUCAUUUAUUAUGUCUAUAAACAACUUAUCUUAUUUAUCUACUAGAAAUCUUUCUCCAAUCAAAACCCGACAAAAUAAUUUUUUUGGUCAUGGGAAGGUUUACGGCAUAGACGGUUUCCUUAUUAUAAUUUCGUUGUUUUGUUUUACACCAACAUAUUCUACCAAUGUUUGAAUAACUAUGUACACUGUACAGGCAUUUAAGAUUUUUUUUAGUUCUUAUUUGGUUGAAUAUAACUAAAAUUAUUUGGCUGAACGGAAAUACUUAAACAAUUAAUAUAAAGAUCAUUUUAAAUUAUACUUAGUGGUAAAAAAUGUAUAAGUUGAGUGCAAAUCGUAAUGUCAAUUUGGAAAAAAAUCAUAUAUUUCGUCUUUUUUGGUAUUUACUAAUAAUUAUAAAAAUACUUAAGAAAUCAAAAAAUGACUUUACCUGUCAGUGGCUAUGUGUUAAAAGGAACAAAAUAAUUUUCUUGUCGUUUUUCUAUUGGAGUAAUAUUUCUGGCAGAAAACUUUGUAAACAAAAAUUUAAAAAAAUUAAAACGAAAACGCCGCGGCGAACUGUAAAUAUUUGCCGUUUUACCUAUAAUAUUCUUUCGGUUUAUCACUUUAUCCCUAUUAUUUCGAAAACUCCUCGGAAAAUCAAAAAAAUAAGACUUAUGUAAUAUUGAUCAAGACAGCUUUGCUGCAGUUUAUGCAACUAUCUUCUCUUAUGAAAACUAAUUCACUAAAAUAUAAUAUUAAAUGUAUAAUAUCUGAUUUUUUAUUACUUCUUUUCAGUGCUUAAUGAAAUGCAUGAUCAACAAAUUAAAACUGGUAAAUUUCUUUUCGAAAUCAUUUACCUAAUUAUAAUUUAAGUUCACUAUCGACGCGUAUAAAUUAAAUGGUUUGAUUUUAUCAUUUUAGUUGAACAUCGAUGGCACGUACAACAAGAAAGGCGUAGAAUUGGCCUUAAAACAGUACUGGCCUGAAUGGCCUUUAGAUAAGAUUCUAUUAAUCAACAGCAAAUGCUUUGAUGAAUGUAAGUCGAUCUCAUUAUUUUUCAAUUAUUAUUAUAUUUUUAUUUAGAUUUUGACCGCUGCGAGGCAUUCCUAUUAGUUUUAUGUGUGCAAUUUUGUAUUUUUUUUUUAAUCAAUAAUCAUUAUAUCUUUUUAUUUUUUCUCCUGAACAACUUUUCCAUCCGAAAUCUUGCUUCAUUUAAAAACGGAGAAGUCGACUUUUUUGUAGUAUUCUGAAUCUUAUUGGUACUAGUGGAGAUUAUUUUUCGAUUUUUCUUGUUGUUUAUGGCUGGGAAACACUUAGGGAAAACAGGAAAUCUAAUAUAUAAUAAAAAUAUUUUCGUCCGUCAAGUAAUUAGCUAUUUUAACAGCAUAAGUAUAUAAAAUAAAUAGCUAGUGUAUUUUUUUUUUUUUGUAUAAUUUCAGCCAAACGAGUACCACUAGCCAAAGCCGCAACGUGCGAUUAUGCUUACGAAGUGAUGGCGUGCAUUAACACCCAAGCCAAGGAGGUAAAAUUAACACUCUAUUUUAUUAAUUAUUAUCGAACGCUAUCCUUUCGCCACCAGUCAUAUCACCGUCAGCAAUUUGCCAACAACUUUUCGCUGUGAGACCCCUUUUAUUGAAACUUAUAUGUCAAUUUACUUAUUUCUUCUUUUAUGUUACCCUCUAUUUUCCAAACGUAUAUUUUACGAAAAUAUAUAAUAAAAGACCAUGGCUGAGGAAGAUAUACAAUAUGUGUGACAACAAAUUACUAUCAUUAUGAGUGUGGUGUAUUUAAGACUUUUUUCUUUGGGGGGGGAGGGAGAUAAGGUUUAAUACAAUUUAGUCCACCAAAUUAACCUAAAGAUGUGGUGGCGAGAAGAUAUCUGUGAAAUAUAAGAGGCAAGAUGAACAAGACCUAUUUUUAUUUUGGGUUUUGAAUUCAUUAUUUCCAUAUAAAAAUAUGAGUUAUCAUUUUUUAUUUUUUAGCUGAACAUUUUGUAGAUUAUUCGUCUGACCAAAUCAAAAAUAACCAGCCACGUGCACCGUGUAUUAUACUAGAUAAUAUUAUAAUAUUCACAAUAAUUUUUUUUUUUUUAUCUUUGAUAAAAAUCUUUGAAAUUUUAUCUUUAUAAUAUUAUUUAAUAUAGUUAGUUAGCUUAUACGGGUUUUAUUGAUUUAAAAAUUGAUUUUUCCCGAAUUAUUUAAAUAACCUUCUUUAUUAAUUUCAGCGGAAACGUUGACACAUUUUACUAACAAUACUAACAUAAUAUAUAUAAUACCUUCAUUUAUACUAAAUAUUAAAAACUAUUAAAAUAAUUAGUAUUAUGAAUAUCAAACUCAAUAUACAAUUUAUACUACAAUGCAUUUAAUAUUUAUUUUUGGACCUUUUGUUAAGGGCAUCAUUUGGGAGGGUGUGCGGUUGCACCCCUUACUUUUAAAAUAAUCCCAAUUGGCCUAAUGAAAUAAUAUGCCAUUUUGUAUUUAAUUAUAAUUAAAUUAUAAUUCUACAUUAACAAUAUUGGUGUUUUACUAUCAAUAAACAAAUAUAGUGCUACCAAGUAAUUUAGUAAAAAUAAAUAGAUCGUAUAUUUUAUAAUCUACCAGACAUACCUGAUACCUAUUGAAUACAAAUAUAAUUAAGGAAUCACAUGGUAAAAAGUUGGAUAACUUCGCUUUUUAACGGUGAACGGUCACUUUUAUGGAAACAUUGACAAUUGUUUCACCAAUUACACAACUUAAUCAAUUACAAUGGCAUCAAAUGAUAAGUUUUUUCACAAUUUUAAAUUUUAAAAACAUAUUUACACACUUCUUUGUUCUCCUUCCAUAAUAAUCUUAUGGUGUUAAAUAUUGAAAUAGAAAAAGUAAAUAAUAUCGAUUUAGAAAAAGCUGUAGAUGUAUUUAGUGGACUUUAAAAUCUGUUUAAAACCUCGUACAUCCGGAAAAAAAAACUGAAAUGACGACCUUACCUUUUGGGUGAUCUAUUUUGUUUUGUACAUUUUAACCAAUAAAAUACAAAGUCAACUAUAUUAACUAAAAUUUAACGUGUAUAUGAUAUACACCAGGGGUGUCUAACCUUUUGUAAAGACUAGGCUACACCAUGUAAGCAGAAGUUAUUGUGGGCCACAUACAUUUUAAUAAUAAUACAUUUUAUUUAUAAUUUUUACCAUAGUGAAUAUUAAAUAGAGAUACUUUGAUGAACUAUUACAUUUUAUUUAUAAUUAUAAGAAAAAAUAUAUUUAUUUAUAAUAAAAAAAC